Messenger RNA from Anopheles arabiensis, 936 nucleotides. RefSeq names its product trypsin-2-like. Bases 160 to 885 code for a protein of 241 amino acids. Gene Ontology annotation, biological process: proteolysis. The transcript has a single exon. The record is from RefSeq and is a predicted model, not a curated record. Lineage: Eukaryota; Metazoa; Arthropoda; Insecta; Diptera; Culicidae. Gene Ontology annotation, molecular function: serine-type endopeptidase activity.
UUUUUCUUACCAGUAGUGCACUUAUACCGAACGUUAACGUUCGUAAAGCUUACUUCGCUCCAAAACCUACUGAGAAAAACCUUCCUGGGCGUAGUUUUGGCAGUCAUUUCACUCCCAAUCGGGCACUUCCUCAAGCCCGACGACAAUAGCACCGCCAACAUGGUAGUGGGAGGCUUCCAGGUGGGCAUUGAAACGGUGCCCUAUCAGGUGGCCAUUUUCUACGCAGGAGAGCUACUGUGCGGUGGAAGCAUUAUCGGACUGCACUGGGUGUUAACGUCCUACCACUGCGUCAGCACGCGCAUUCCAUCCGACUAUGGCAUUGUGGUUGGCGUCACGAACCCUGAAGCUGAUGGUAGGAAGAUACAUGUGGAGGACUUCAUUUUCCCCGCGGUGACAGAGAGUGAUAAAACCUACGAUAUAGCGUUGGUGAAGUUGAACCAAAGUUUGGUAUACAGUGAAGCAGUGCAGUGUAUUCCACUGCUAUCAGUGCAUGAUGCCAUUGGUCCCGGAAAACCGGCGUACAUCUCUGGCUUUGGAUUCACGCAGGACGGAGGGGCUGAAACUCAGUUAAAGAUCGCCACCAUCCAAGUGCUUCCAUGGCAAACCUGUCAGGAGGCUUACCCUUCCCUGAUGCGGAAGUAUUUGCUGUGUGCCGGGGUAACGGAAGGUCAGGUUGACGCUUGCCAGGGUGACUCGGGCGGGCCACUGGUCGUGGACGGUCAGCUGGCCGGUAUUGUGUUUUUUGGGAAAGGUUGUGCGGAUCCUAACCAUCCCGGUGUGUACAUAUCGGUACCGUGGUUCUACGAUUGGAUAGUUGAUGCGGCACGCAACCAGUCGAAUGCUGAAAAUCGAGAGCUUUGUACUGCAUCAAAACAGGCAUUAUGAACGAUCGAACGAGUUUCCAAUUGAUGCAUAAUAAAUUUGAAUUGUAAUGUA